UACAUUCGAUGUAUGAACUCAAAAAUCUCAAACCUCGAGAACCAACCGCCAUUUUCUAAUCUUCCGUCCCCCAGCUAAAAUUUCUGGGGAGAAAAUUCUCGUGGUUUUUUUUAUUUAUUUAAAAUGAUUUUCUCUUUUUCAUGAUCAUGGAAGUGGACCAUCCUGGGCCACCCAAAACGUACACCGGCCUGAAUCACCCGAUAGUUAAAUGAUCAGAUGCGCCGGCGGUGCGCAUGGAGAUAACGUAUGCAUCGCCCAGCUCACCCAACCUUGCGGAGUCGGACUACUCGAUGCCGACGUCGACCCGGUCCGUGAAGAUCAUUCCGUUGCAGCACCCCAGCACGUUGCCGUCGUCUUCGUCUUCUACUUCAUAUCCGAGCGCAGUUCUCUCCAAAUGGACGUUGAAGCUGCAGAGCAUGACCUGGGUCCAGUGGAUCGAGCUCUUCCUCCCCUGCUACCGUUGGAUAAGGACUUACAAAUGGAGGGAGUACCUCCAGAUAGAUCUCAUGGCUGGGACGACCGUCGGUGUCAUGCUCGUCCCCCAGGCGAUGUCUUAUGCAAAAUUAGCUGGGCUUCAACCAAUAUAUGGACUUUACUCUGGUUUUAUGCCUCUAUUUGUGUAUGCCAUAUUUGGGUCAUCUCGUCAGCUUGCAGUUGGUCCUGUAGCAUUGGUUUCUCUCCUGGUUUCCAAUGUCUUAAGUGAAAUCGUUGAUUCAUCUGAUGAAUUAUACACAGAACUUGCAAUAUUGCUGGCGCUUAUGGUUGGGAUACUGGAAUGCAUAAUGGGGCUCUUGAGGCUUGGGUGGCUUAUUCGUUUCAUCAGCCACUCUGUAAUUUCUGGCUUUACAAGUGCCUCAGCCGUCGUGAUUGCGCUAUCUCAAGCAAAAUACUUUUUGGGAUAUGAUAUAGAACGGAGUAGCAAGAUUGUGCCAUUGAUUAAGAGCAUCAUAGCUGGGAUAGAUGGGUUUUCAUGGCCCCCUUUUGUAAUGGGAUCCAUAAUACUUGCAAUACUUCUGGUCAUGAAGCACCUGGGGAAAACAAGGAAGUACUUGCGAUUCCUGAGAGCUGCAGGUCCCCUGACAGCAGUCGUUUUGGGAACAACUUUUGCGAAAAUAUUUCAUCCCUCUUCCAUAUCUUUGGUAGGAGAUAUACCUCAGGGCCUCCCAGGAUUUUCUGUACCCAAAAGUUUUGGGUAUGUAACAUCUUUGAUUCCAACUGCUCUUCUCAUCACUGGUGUAGCCAUAUUGGAAUCUGUGGGGAUUGCAAAAGCAUUGGCCGCAAAGAAUGGAUACGAGUUGGAUUCAAAUCAAGAGUUGUUUGGUCUUGGAGUAGCCAACAUUAUGGGUUCAUUCUUUUCAGCAUACCCUACCACAGGUUCCUUUUCUAGGUCUGCUGUGAAUCAUGAAAGUGGAGCAAAAACUGGCUUAUCUGGCAUUGUCUCCGGAACCAUAAUGGGUUGUGCCCUUUUAUUCUUGACUCCAUUGUUUGAAUACAUACCCCAGUGCGCUCUUGCUGCCAUUGUGAUCUCUGCUGUGAUGGGUCUGGUGGAUUACAAUGAGGCUAUAUUUUUAUGGCGAGUAGAUAAGAAAGAUUUUCUUCUUUGGACCAUUACUUGCACUACAACAUUGUUCCUUGGUAUUGAGAUCGGUGUCCUUGUUGGGGUUGGUGUUUCGCUUGCUUUUGUUAUCCACGAAUCAGCAAAUCCACAUAUUGCUGUCUUGGGCCGUCUUCCAGGCACUACUGUUUAUCGAAACACUCAACAGUAUCCAGAAGCAUACACAUACAAUGGAAUUGUGGUGGUUCGGAUUGAUGCUCCUAUAUAUUUUGCAAACAUUAGUUACAUAAAGGAAAGGCUACGGGAAUAUGAAAUUGUUGUUGAUAGAUCUACUAGUCGCGGACCGGACGUUGAAAGAGUUUACUUCGUUAUUAUAGAGAUGGCACCUGUAACAUAUAUAGACUCCAGUGCUGUUCAAGCUUUGAAAGACUUGCAUCAGGAGUACAAAUCACGUGACAUCCAGAUUGCCAUUUCCAAUCCAAACAGAGAAGUUCUGCUCACCUUAUCAAGAUCUGGUGUUGUUGAUCUGAUUGGUAAGGAGUGGUACUUUGUGAGAGUGCAUGAUGCUGUUCAAGUUUGCCUUCAGCAUGUUCAGAGUUUGAAAGAAACGUCUAAGACAUCAGAUCCUCAGCCUGAUGAUAAACCAAAUUUAUUUCAGAGAUUAUGGAAACAGAGAGGGGAGGAUUUGGCAAUUGCCAACUUGGAGUCGGGCAGCCCGCAAUCGGAGCCAUUACUGUCCCGAAAGUCUUGAGAAUUGCUUGAUUAUUUUAUAUUUAUAAUAAAAUGCCAAUAAUAAAGUUUUAGAUCGAUUAUUGUAAUUAGGUUCCUUUGUUAUAUUAUAUAAACAAAUCAACUGUUGGCUGA
Molecule: messenger RNA, 2419 nt
Organism: Juglans microcarpa x Juglans regia
Lineage: Eukaryota; Viridiplantae; Streptophyta; Magnoliopsida; Fagales; Juglandaceae
Product: probable sulfate transporter 4.2
Exons: 17
Coding region: 234-2306 (690 amino acids)
Biological process (GO): transmembrane transport
Cellular component (GO): membrane
Molecular function (GO): secondary active sulfate transmembrane transporter activity
Source: RefSeq, a predicted model, not a curated record